AUGAGUUCACAAUCAGAGAGUGUUCAACUGAAAGAUAACACGGACUUACAAAUACAGAGAAUAAUAGAGAAACAUGAGAAGAAGAUGGAAACACACGGGCUGGAGGAGCCGAGGAAGAGACACAGGCUGUCGGGUAUGGAGGAGGAGAGUCAGAGGGAGAGGAGCAGAGUGCAGCUCGUGAAACAGAUAGCGGCCAUACUGAAGCAAGGGGACAUGAGGUACACCAAGGACGGCCUGCACAGGACCUUCCAGGAUGACGACUUGUUGGAGCGUAUCUUCCGUCUGUUCUGUGAUGAGGAGCAUCUCGUUCAAGAGGAGUGGAUAGAAUCACUCAAGGAGAGACUACAAGAAGAUAAACAACUGGACUUCGUGGAGCAAGUAGAGAGUGUCGCGUACGUGUUGUGUGGUGACGGAGUGGUGACGAAGGAGACGUUCAGUAAGAUAUGGAAGAACAAGGUGGUAGGUGGCGCCACUAGCGUGGAAGAUAAAGAGUAUCUCCAUAUUCUUCUCUAUAUAACUCAUAUAUUUCCCGGUUCUGUUCGUUCCAGUAAGUCUGACUACCGUAUCUCCGGUAUCCUCGACUUCGGCGACAUCCAACACUCGUGUGUGUUGUUCGAGUUGUCCGUGUGUAUGACGUACGCCAUGCUGGUGUCCGGUCCACGCGCCGGGGGGGUGGUGCUCGCCGGGUGGAGCGUCACCAGGAGACUCACCGACCAGGAGUACAGACUACUGAAGCCCUUGGUAUCAGCUCGUCUGGUCCAGAGCUUGGUGCUGGGCGCGUACACUCGGGAACAGGAGCCGGAGAACAAAUACGUGUCCUCUACGGAGAAGGCCAACGGAUGGGAACUGUUGAAGAAGAUAAGGAAGAAUAAACCCGACCCUGAGGACGACUGUACCAACUGGAAAGAUAUCGCCAAUGACUUCCUCACGAGGAGUUAG
This is a messenger RNA of Danaus chrysippus (African queen), 939 nucleotides long. The record is from the annotation of a GenBank genome assembly. NCBI's taxonomy places the organism in Eukaryota, Metazoa, Arthropoda, Insecta, Lepidoptera, Nymphalidae.